Hermetia illucens (black soldier fly) is the source of this 1134-nucleotide messenger RNA. RefSeq names its product THAP domain-containing protein 1-like. The transcript is spliced from 3 exons. Gene Ontology annotation, molecular function: sequence-specific DNA binding. Bases 682 to 1134 code for a protein of 150 amino acids. The record is from RefSeq and is a predicted model, not a curated record. NCBI's taxonomy places the organism in Eukaryota, Metazoa, Arthropoda, Insecta, Diptera, Stratiomyidae.
UUUGUUUUUCAAUGUUGAAUGAAUUAUUUUACAUUUUAUUUAUUGUUAUGUUUUAUCAUUAAUUCUGAAUUAUGUUAUGUUUUUUGUGUUCUGUACCUAAUGCUUUGAAUAUAUUAAAGUUAUAAAUAAUAUUACGAAUUUUUUUGAGGUAAUAGGGCUCUUAAUGGCACAAAAAUAAAUCUACUUAUUUUAUCAUCAAAUCUACUUAUUUUUUUCCUCAAUUCUACUUAUUUUAUUUUUUUUUUGAGUUUGCAUCACUGAGAAACACUCAACAUCUUUGUGCAAACUAACUUUGGUGAUGAUGCUAUAAAAAGUAAGAUGUCUCAUAUUAACAAUGCUGUAAAAAGCAGCCUCGCUAUUGCAUCCAGAUCAGGCAUUUGAUAAAAUAAAAUGGCGAAACCAAUCACGAUGAGCUGACCGUGCUUAUGAACAGGACAAAGGCUGAAGAAGAAGAGAAAAAAUGCUGUAAAAACUAGUAUCACUUGUUUGACAUGAAUCAAAGAAAAAACAGAUUGCGACACGCGCAUGUGUCGAAAUUCUGUGACGCCACUAAGAGCGUUCAGUCUCCAUUUUGAAUUUAAUUGCCGACACGAAUGUCAGUUAAACAGGUGUUAAUUGAGUAAAAGUUGAAUUGUUUUUGCCGUUUUUCGUAACGUUUUCAAAAAUUAGCAGUAAAUAAAAAUGCGGUGCGCAGUAUUUGGGUGUAAUAGUGACAAUGAAAAGAAAAAUCGAAGUGAAGAAGAAAAGAAAAUACGGUUUUAUACGUUUCCGAAAGACAAAAAACAAAGUGAUUUGUGGAAAAUUAAGUGCUGCCGAAAAGACAAUUUAAAUGCGGCUACGUUAAGAGUCUGUAGCAGGCACUUUACACCAGAAGAUUAUAAAAGGAAUCUACAACACGAGCUUUUAGGUUAUUCGAACAAAAAAACCUUGCUUUUGAAAAACGACGCUUUUCCAUCGUUAUUUCUUCCAAAACAGAAAACUACUGAUUCAGAGGAGCAGGAAGAAAGGACGAAACGGCUGCAGAAAAGAAUUAAUAAGUCAGUCGUUAACGAAAUAUUAGAAGGGAUUAGAGAGCCUCUCGAAGAAGACGUUUUAGAUGAGCAUACUAGUGCCAAUAUUCAACGUGCGCUCUAA